Messenger RNA from Ctenopharyngodon idella (grass carp), 2270 nucleotides. RefSeq names its product SRY-box transcription factor 8b (gene sox8b). Lineage: Eukaryota; Metazoa; Chordata; Actinopteri; Cypriniformes; Xenocyprididae. Gene Ontology annotation, cellular component: nucleus. Gene Ontology annotation, molecular function: DNA-binding transcription factor activity, RNA polymerase II-specific; RNA polymerase II cis-regulatory region sequence-specific DNA binding. Gene Ontology annotation, biological process: neural crest cell development; negative regulation of transcription by RNA polymerase II; morphogenesis of an epithelium. The transcript is spliced from 3 exons. Bases 158 to 1501 code for a protein of 447 amino acids. The record is from RefSeq and is a predicted model, not a curated record.
CAUAGUCCUCGCGUAAAGGAGCUUCAAAGUCAGAUUAACAGUGAUGAGCUCUAUCAUUGUGCUUGUAUCAUCUUGGAUGGACUGUAACAGUGUCUGAAACUUUCUGGAUCUAGGAAAAAUACUAAAGAAGUUGGAUUUGAGCAUCAGAAGUGAGAUCAUGACAGAGGAGCAGGAUAAGUCCAGCGCAGAGCCGCCGUGCAGCCCGGCCGGUUCAUCCAGUUCGAUGUCUCAGGAAGAGUCGGACUCUGACGCAUCUUCAUCUCCCGCUGGAUCUACUAGCCACCCUUCACUCAUGAUAACGAGAAUGGGUAAAAAACUGGAGGAUGAGGAUGACAGAUUCCCGGCGUGUAUCAGAGACGCGGUUUCGCAGGUUCUGAAGGGUUAUGACUGGUCUUUAGUACCCAUGCCAGCGCGAGGCAGCGGCGCGCUCAAGAACAAACCGCACGUGAAGAGACCCAUGAACGCGUUUAUGGUUUGGGCUCAAGCCGCGCGCAGGAAACUGGCGGAUCAGUAUCCGCACCUACACAACGCCGAGCUCAGCAAAACCCUCGGGAAACUCUGGAGACUGCUGACGGAGAAUGAAAAGAGACCGUUUGUGGAAGAAGCAGAAAGAUUGAGAGUUCAGCACAAGAAAGAUCACCCGGAUUAUAAAUACCAGCCGAGGCGACGAAAGAGUGUGAAGCCAGGUCAGAGUGAGUCUGAUGCCGGCGUUGAUCUAACCCAUCACAUGUAUAAAGCUGAACCUGGAAUGGGGCGAUUGGCAAGUUCCUCGGAUCACAUCUCUGAUCAUACAGGUCAGCCUCAUGGACCCCCGACACCCCCAACAACACCCAAAACAGAACUCCAUCAUGGAGGAAAGCAAGAUUCAAAGCAUGAAGGUAGACGUUUGCUUGACAGCAGUCGACAGAAUAUCGACUUUAGCAAUGUUGACAUUUCUGAGCUCAGCACAGACGUCAUCAGCAACAUAGAAACCUUUGAUGUGCAUGAGUUUGACCAAUACUUGCCUCUCAGUGGCCAUGCCGGAGCCGUUUCGACCUCAGAGCACGGUCACGGGCAGAAUGCCAGCUCUGGAGGUGCUUACGGUUCAUCUUACAGCCACGGGGCUUCCUGGAGUCGCAAAGGGCCCGUGGCAUCCUCGUCACCUGGCACAAGUGAAGUGAAUCAGCACAGAGCUCACAUUAAAACUGAGCAGUUAAGCCCGAAUCACUACAGCGAGCACUCACCCUCACACUCAGAGUACAGCAUUUACAGCCCACAUGCAUGCGCCACCUCAGUCGCCGCCUCAUUCGCCAGCACUCAGUGUGACUAUACAGACCUUCAAAGCUCCAGCUAUUACAGCCCCUAUACCAGCUACCCAUCUGGCCUCUACCAGUACCCAUACUUCCAUUCCUCACGGAGGCCGUACGGAAGCCCCAUACUCAACAGCUUGUCCAUUCCGCCCUCCCACAGUCCCACCACCAACUGGGAUCAGCCGAUUUACACCACGUUAUCCCGGCCAUAAGGCCCAGCCACGUUGUUGUACUGUGUCUGUUAUUAUGAUGAAGGACAGCAUUAGCUGAGGGGGUUUGUGCCAACUAACUAUAAAAUAAGUGCCUGCUGAUUUUUCGACAUCAUUUGAUUGCUCACACACAUCAAAACAUUGACUUUUGGUGCUAAAUGUGAUGAAUUUGUGCCUGUACAGCCAGCAGAAAUCCUCUGUUACAGGACCUACAAAAGUUUCUUGAACAGCUGAAAGGGUGGAGGGCUGAAAUGAUUUUUGAUAAACACAGCCGUAUUGUUGGAUCGUUAUUUGAAUAGUUAGUUGAAUCGUUAUUUUUGGGAGCAUUCCUGUGGGAAAAAUAUCUGUGAAUGAUAUCUGCAGCAAAACCUUGUUUUGUGUUCAGCUCAGCAGUCACCAGAUAAUUAAAUCAAAUCCUUGAAAAAUAAUGGGUGACAUACAUGGUUAACAAUGAAAAUUAUUUUUGUCUUUUUAUGUAUGCAUAAUAUUAGUGAGCACUUUAACAUGUCAAAAGCUCUUAAUUUCCAGUAAGUUCAUUAAUAAUUGCAUUUUUAACAUCACCAGUCAUUGAUAUUACAUGCUUAUUCUCAUUGACUGUUUUGAAUGAAAUCAAUUUCUUUAAUUAUACAGCAAUCAGUUGAAAAUUUUGAUUACAUUUUUUAGGCUGUGAAACAAACACACAAAACAGUGUUUACUCUACAUCAUUCUAACAUUGUCUAACAGUAAUUGCUGGCAAUACUUGUGGAAAAAUAAAAUUUUCUCUUAAAGCUUA